Molecule: messenger RNA, 549 nt
Organism: Exserohilum turcica Et28A
Lineage: Eukaryota; Fungi; Ascomycota; Dothideomycetes; Pleosporales; Pleosporaceae
Exons: 2
Coding region: 1-549 (182 amino acids)
Source: RefSeq, a predicted model, not a curated record
AUGGCUAAGAUGCAAGUAGGCUUAGAAGGUCUAUUCGACUCUUGUCCGUACCUUAUUCAACUGAGCCCGCUAGACCCUAAGAAUACAAAUCUCAAUUGCACUGGUAUUAUCUACGAAUACAACAAGUUUUUCUUCGUCGCUAUCGAAGAACAGCUUUCCAGAGGUCACGGUCGCCGGCUCCUCUUUGGUUUCCUCGCAUUGGACGCUGUUGGACCGUAUCUUAUGCACGAGUGGUUUUCCCUAGAUAAAGAAGAGAUUGACGAUAUCGGAAUCAGCGCUUGCAAGAUGACUGGCCGCUGGACACACUACAGCCGCAUAAUCCAAGAGAUGCGGGUACAAGGGUUCUCAGCAGCGAUGGAGGUACAAGAAGCGAAGGAGAAGAUAGAGGAAAAGGGCAACUUGUUAAAUCAAGACAAGGCCAGGGCCAUGUUGGACGUGUCACUCGGAAACGCUGUCAUGAAGGUUUACAAACUUUGGAGGCGCGAAGAACGGGCAGCGGGCAUAGAAGGGCAGAAGUUCAUGGAUGAGUUCAUGGUGUUUGACGAUUGA